This is a messenger RNA of Photinus pyralis (common eastern firefly), 1726 nucleotides long. Its product is annotated as membrane-bound alkaline phosphatase-like. Gene Ontology annotation, biological process: dephosphorylation. Lineage: Eukaryota; Metazoa; Arthropoda; Insecta; Coleoptera; Lampyridae. Gene Ontology annotation, molecular function: alkaline phosphatase activity. The transcript has 5 exons. Bases 55 to 1617 code for a protein of 520 amino acids. The record is from RefSeq and is a predicted model, not a curated record.
AGAAAGGUAUAAAUACCAUCGCUUCUUAUUUGCCUUUGAAGUGUAACACAAAAAAUGCUACGUUUGUUACUCAUUGCAGGAUGCGUUGCGUGUAUAUUUGGGAAACCAAAUGACUGGGUGGAAGACAAUGAUUACGACCGAGACCGAGCACACGCAUACAUCGCGAGAUCAUCAUCAUCAUCAAACGUAAACCCGGACGAAGCAACAGCAUCCUUCUGGAAUUCACAGGCUGACAAAACGAUAGCGGACCGUUUAAAAAACACUAUAAAUACAAAUGUCGCAAAAAAUGUAAUACUCUUCCUCGGUGACGGAAUGUCAAUUACCACACUUGCAGCUUCGAGAAUGCAUAUGGGACAACGAAACAACGAGAACGGGGAGCAAUCGCAGCUUUCUUUCGAGAAGUUCCCGUACACUGGUCUGUCGAAGACGUACUGUGUUGAUCGACAAGUCGCCGACUCUGCAUGCUCCGCCACGGCGUACCUCUGCGGAGUAAAAGCAAACGAAGGAACGUCUGGUGUAACCGCUAAGGUGUUGAGAAAAGAUUGCAAAGCAAUGAUGGAUAAGGCGAACCACGUUUAUUCUGUCGCGCAUUAUUCUCAGUUAAAGGGAAAACGAACGGGGCUUGUUACGACAACUAGAGUAACGCACGCGUCUCCAUCAGCCGUCUACGCGCACACCGCCUAUAGAGAAUGGGAGGGAGAUAGUGAUAUUGCGAGGGAUAAUGAAGACACCAACGCGUGCGACGAUAUAGCGGAACAGUUAGUUAACGGGGACACUGGGAAGAAUCUCAAUGUUAUUUUCGGAGGAGGAAGAGAAAAGUUUACGCCAAACACCGAAGUUGAUCCGACAAACAACAAGGGGUCCCGAUUAGAUGGAAAGAAUUUGAUUAACGAGUGGAAGCAAAAGAGAGGGAGUGCCAAACACCAGUACGUUCACGAUCGUGCUGGAUUACAAGGUAUUGCAAACGACACCGAGUAUGCCUUAGGACUGUUCAGUACCGGCCACAUGGACUACAAUCUACUCAGAAAUAAAGAAGUGCAACCCUCCCUAGAGGAAAUGACAGUGAAGGCCAUCAGGCUACUGUCACAAGGCGACAAAGGCUUUUUCCUGUUCGUAGAAGGUGGCCUUAUUGACUUUGGUCAUCAUGCCAAUCAGGCACGUAUAGCUUUAGAUGAAACCAUCGAGUUCCAGAAGGCCAUUCAGGCAGCCGUAGACAUAACGAAUGAGCAAGACACGUUAAUUGUGGUCACCUCGGACCACGCACAUACAAUGACACUGAAUGGUUAUCCCGAAAGGGGCAACGACGUUUUGGGUUUCGGUGGUAAAGGUACAGACGGAAUUGAUUACACGACAUUGAGCUACGCUAACGGACCGUCGGCUUCAGUAAAGAGCGAAAGAUCCGACCCCUCCAAAGCCGAUCUUAGUAAACCAGAGACAAGAUUCCCAAGCCUUGUUCCUAUUAAGUACGAAACGCACGGCGGUGAGGAUGUUGGUAUAUUUGCACGUGGCCCGUGGGCUCAUCUUUUGACUGGCGUAACGGAACAGAACGUUAUUCCUCACGUACUCAAAUAUGCAUCGUGUGUGGGUACCGUCGACGGAAAGUGCGCUGGCCAAUAAUCAUUUUAGUAAUUACGUAACACAAAGAAAUUAUGCAGAUACUUUUAAUUAUUAAAAUUAUUAUUUAAAUUAUUUGUUAGACAAAUAAAUUUUCUUAGUUUUUUGUUGA